GCCAUGUUGUGUCUUGGGGGAUACAGAGAUUGUUUAGGAAGGAAUAGGGAAGCGGCGUUCUUCUGGAUUACGAAACGGGAAUUCGGGCUUUGAGCUUCGACUGGAAGACCGGGGGAGAACUGAAUCGAUCGCCAUGAGCCGUCCGUCCUCAGCGGGCGGCGGGGGCGGAGGGCUCGGCGCUGGCAAAGCGGGAGGCGGCAAGCACGGAGGCUCAGCCGGGGCUGCAGCCGCCGCCGCCGCGCUGCCGGCCGCUGCCUUGCCGGGCCAGGCGGCGGAGCUCACGGCGCUGUUCGAGUGCCCCGUGUGUUUCGACUACGUCCUGCCGCCGAUCCUGCAGUGCCAGGCCGGCCACCUCGUCUGCAACCAGUGCCGGCAGAAGCUGAGCUGCUGCCCGACCUGUCGCGGCCCUCUCACGCCCAGCAUCAGGAACCUGGCCAUGGAGAAGGUGGCCUCGACGCUCCCUUUCCCUUGCAAGUACGCCUCUGCCGGAUGCCUGCUGUCCCUGCACCACAGCGAGAAGCCGGAGCACGAGGAGGUGUGCGAGUUCCGCCCCUACACCUGCCCCUGCCCCGGGGCGUCCUGCAAGUGGCAGGGCUCGCUGGAGGCCGUGAUGCCCCACCUGAUGCACGCCCACAAGAGCAUCACCACGCUGCAGGGCGAGGACAUCGUCUUCCUGGCCACGGACAUCAACCUGCCGGGGGCGGUGGACUGGGUCAUGAUGCAGUCCUGCUUCGGCCACCACUUCAUGCUGGUGCUGGAGAAGCAGGAGAAGUACGAGGGCCACCAGCAGUUCUUCGCCAUCGUGCUGCUCAUCGGCACGCGCAAGCAGGCCGAGAGCUUCGCCUACCGCCUGGAGCUCAACGGCAACCGCCGCCGGCUCACCUGGGAGGCCACGCCCCGCUCCAUCCACGACGGCGUGGCGGCCGCCAUCAUGAACAGCGACUGCCUGGUGUUCGACACCUCCAUCGCCCACCUGUUCGCCGACAACGGCAACCUGGGCAUCAACGUCACCAUCUCCAUGUGCUGAGCGCCCCCCCCCCCCCCCCCCCCCCACCCCGUGUGCUUCAGGGCUGACUCUGAGGGAGGAAGGACUGCCUUUUGGCGCUUUUGUAAAGGGGAGGGGAAGAGAAACAUAUACAGGACGUAUCUUUUUCAGACGUCGCAGUCUCUUCCCACGUCCCAGAAAACAAGAUCUCCACGUCCUGGCGAGUCUGGACUCCCGAUAACGGGAUGCGAUGGAAGCAGGAGCAGCGACAGCUAGUCUGUCCGCGGUCGAACUGCAUUGCCUGGAUGGGUGGGGGCGUGCUUGUGCACGCUUGUGCACGCUCGUGAAACGCUUGUGCACAGUUCAGCCCGGGCAGAGGCAGGGACGCUGUUGGCGUGGGCGUAUAUCCCCGCCCGCGCCGGUGCCCUCCUCGGGUCUCCGGGGGGGGGCGUCUUGUGCCCAGGUUCCCCCUGGCGUGCGCGCCGGCAGAGGGAGACGCCCAGCGCUGCGCCGCUUGCUCGCCGGUGUAGUAGCAGCUUUUAGACGGCGUCUGCGGGGCGCUGAACGCGGCAGGCGGAGACGAGGGAGCCCGUCAUUAACGCCGCGGACUGGACCGGGCAGGAGCCGGUCGCGGUGUGGCGGCGUUGCCGGGAGAGACAGCGGCACACCAUGUGGAGCCUGGCAGGGCGCCAGAGCUGGCAUGUCAGAAAACGAGACCCCACUGACUCUACAGGCAGCACUGCAGGCUAGCUGGGCAGAGGAGGAGCAGUCGGCGUCGGGUGCAAGCUGUAGCUCUUCUGCUCCUUGGCUUUUCGGUGCAUUCAAGUGAACAGAGUGCCUAAUGCAGUUACUGAGGGGAAGGAGCAGGUGUAACCUGUGGACAGUGGAGGCUUACGCAAGGUGUGUGUAUGUAGGGGGUAGGUACAGACGGAAACAUGCAGAAAAGCUGCUCACAAAAGAACUGCAUUCUCAUUACCUCAGAUUUCUCAAAGACAUUUCAGAAAAUUUCGGAGCCACACAAGGCUUUUUUUUUUUUUAAUUUGCUUUGCUCUGGUGGACCAGAGCGGUAUUUUCCACACGGUUUUUAAUACCCUGUCCUUUCAUCCCUCUCAUCCGGCAGAUGCUUAAUCUGGUUUCACCUUGUCUGUUAGGGCUAGAGGACACAGGGCCCUCCCCUCCCCGUUUGCUUUCCAAGACUC
This is a messenger RNA of Lepisosteus oculatus (spotted gar), 2184 nucleotides long. RefSeq names its product seven in absentia homolog 2 (Drosophila)-like (gene siah2l). Gene Ontology annotation, cellular component: cytoplasm. Gene Ontology annotation, biological process: multicellular organism development; proteasome-mediated ubiquitin-dependent protein catabolic process. Gene Ontology annotation, molecular function: zinc ion binding; ubiquitin conjugating enzyme binding; ubiquitin protein ligase activity. Lineage: Eukaryota; Metazoa; Chordata; Actinopteri; Semionotiformes; Lepisosteidae. The record is from RefSeq and is a predicted model, not a curated record.